Oncorhynchus nerka (sockeye salmon) is the source of this 471-nucleotide messenger RNA. Its product is annotated as neurobeachin-like protein 2. NCBI's taxonomy places the organism in Eukaryota, Metazoa, Chordata, Actinopteri, Salmoniformes, Salmonidae. The transcript has 4 exons. The coding region runs from base 124 to 471 and encodes 115 amino acids. The record is from RefSeq and is a predicted model, not a curated record.
UGCACGGCCUGCUGCCCAGCCUGCCAGUCACCAACGGCAGCCCCACCUUCGCCCAGGACCUCCCAGAGCUACAGCCACACAGUAGAGUGGCUGGACUUCUACCAACGCCACGUGCAGCCCACCAUGGAGCAGUAUGAACUGGAUCAGUUUGGGAAGAGUCAUGACCUCAUGUCUAACUUCUGGAACUCGUGCUUUGAUGACCUGAUGAGCACUGCCAUACGGCGGGACAAAGAGAAGACCUACAGCAAAGACAAGUUCCAGGAGGUGAUAGUGGACCCGUACCUGAGGCGGGUCCGCAGUGAAAACAGCCGUUACUACAGUGGUCAGAAACAGAGCUCCGGCCAGCAGGGAGUAGUGUGGCGCCACUGGGAGUCCCUCCGCAGGCUGCUCACCAGCGAGAGAGGGGCCUGGGCACACAGAGUCCCACUAGAGGUGAAAUGGAAGUUGUCCAGGCGGAGACGUGUACUCUAA